UACUGUCGAAAUGUCCAAAUGCGAGUUAUAACCACUGCAGCCGUUGGCUGUUACGGCCUUACAGGCCACGGCCAGGAAUCCAUCAACCGGAUGCAAGAAUUCGUCGACCCCUUCCAAUGCAUCCCGGCUGCCCAGCUACUACCGAACCGGCACCGGCAGUGACUGCUGACGCCGUGCGUACUGCUCGGGAGGCGUCCCCCCGACCCACCAGACCCCGGCCGAGAAUUCCACAGCCACGCACGGGGCAGGCCUAGGACGCGAGCAGUACGUACCGACCCCUGCGAUAAACGCGCGAGCGGACACACGGACGGCCCCGAUCCAUCCUUCCUUCCUCCCCCUAUCCGGUUUCAACUUUCAACCCGCACGGCCCCCCGUUCCGUUCCGUUCCUAGUACCCGCGAUCGAUCGACCUCCAUUUCAUAUGCUGCGCUCCCUCCCUCCACAGAUCUCGCCGGCCCCCGUUGCACGCGGCGCGCAGCCUUUCCUUUCCCACUCUGCACGCGCCGGCAACAGAACGGUUCCUCCCUACCGUUUGAACGGUUCGGCUCGGGGAAUUGGGUCCCUUCCACCGAUCGCUUCCUUGGACGGAGGUUUUGCUCUGGCCGCGCGCGCUUGUGUCGACGGCGUCGGGCGGCGGGAUGGGGUGCAAGGGGUCCAAGCACGCGCUGCAUGGAGGCGGCGGCGGCGGCGCGCUGGAGCCGCGGAAGUGCGCCUCGGGGCUCGUGGCGCGCCACUCCGUCGCGCUCAGGUCGUCCACGCUCGGCACGCUCAGCCUCGACCGCGCCACGGCCGCCGCGGCGCCGGUGAAGCGGCAGAGGCUGGCGCCCCCGCGGACGCCCACCAAGACGCCCGCGCGUGACCCCGAGGAGAUCAACGUGUGGGAGCUCAUGCACGGGCUCGACGACGACGACGACAGUGCGGAGGAGUACGAUGAUUGCGUGGACGCCCAGGUUCCGUCCGCGUGCGGAUCGCCGGAGUUUGACCCGGACGUCCUGUCGGCGUUCCGGGAGGCGCUCGUCGACCUGUCGCCUCCACACCCGGACGCCGCUGUCGCGACAGACGGAGGGGCCGUCGUCAACAAGGAGGAAAUCCAGGUGUUCGCCGACGUCGCGAGCGACGGAGGGGCCGUCGUCAACAAGGAGGAAAUCCAGAAGGAGGAAAUUCAGGUGUUCGCCGGUGUAGUGCGUGCGCGGCUCGACGUGCUCCAGGGAAGGAUCGACAGCAGGUCACAAAAGAAUCCGCCGCCCCCGCCGGAGAGCAGGGGGCGGGUGGUCGUGUACCUGACGAGCCUCCGGGGCAUCCGGCAGACGUACGAGGACUGCUGGGCGGCGAGCACGAUCCUGUCCAGCUACGGCGUGCACGUCGACGAGCGCGACCUGUCGAUGCACGCCGGGUACAAGGACGAGCUGCGCGACGCGGUCGGCGCAGGCGCCAGCGUGCUGCCGCAGGUGUUCGUCGACGGCUGGCACCUGGGCGGCGCCGAGGAGGUCCGGCGCAUGCACGAGUCCGGGGAGCUGGCGGAGGCCCUCGACGUAUGCGAGGCGGCGCCGGGCGCGUCCGGCGGCGGGAAAGAAGGACCGGGGGGCUUCGGCACGGAGCCGUGCGGCGGCUGCGGGGGCGCGCGGUUCGUGCCGUGCGACGUCUGCUCCGGCAGCUGCAAGGUGUUCGUCGAGGACGAGGGCGGCGCCGGGGCGUUCAGGCGGUGCCCGGACUGCAACGAGAACGGGCUACUGAGGUGUCCAAUCUGUUAAUGAAACCACUCUGUGUUAAUUGCUCUGAUUUCUUGUCGUUGUCA
Hordeum vulgare subsp. vulgare (domesticated barley) is the source of this 1794-nucleotide messenger RNA. RefSeq lists its product as uncharacterized. Lineage: Eukaryota; Viridiplantae; Streptophyta; Magnoliopsida; Poales; Poaceae. The transcript is spliced from 3 exons. The record is from RefSeq and is a predicted model, not a curated record. The coding region runs from base 638 to 1750 and encodes 370 amino acids.